AUGGACAAAAAGUGUAUUGUUGUAGUACAGGAAGACAAAACACAGGACAUUGUAUGGACAGACGUGAUGCUUUUGAAACUUUCUGCAGAGAAGUCUAACCACACUGCAGAUCUUGACACUGGCUCUGCUUUAGUCCUGACUAUUGAAAGCACGUUAAUCACUGCCUGCUCCUCAGAGUCUUUAGUUAGCAAAGGUCAUUUUAAAAACUUCUGCAUCCGCUUUGCUGAUGGCUUUGAGACAAGCUGGGAUGACUGGAAACCAGAAAUAAGAGGAGAUCUAGUCAUGAAUGCAUGUGUUGUGCCAGACGGUACAUAUGAAGUAUGUUCUAGGACAACAGGACAGGCUGCGGCAGAAAGUAGUAGUGCAGGAACCUGGACACUGAAUGUGUUAUGGAAGAUGUGUGGUAUUGAUGUCCACAUGGAUCCAAACAUCGGGAAAAGACUGAAUGCUUUAGGCAACACCCUCACAACGUUGACGGGAGAAGAAGAUAUUGAUGAUAUUGCUGAUCUCAAUUCUGUAAACAUAGCUGACCUUUCAGAUGAGGAUGAAGUUGACACAAUGUCUCCCACUAUACAUGCGGAGAUUGUUGAUCACCGACGGCAGGGAGCUUCUAGUAUCCAAACUGGAGAACAGCGAGGAAGAAAAUUUGUGAAACGUUUAGUCGAUAUUAGAGAGCUCAAUGAGCAAGCUAAAGUUAUUGACGACUUAAAAAAAUUAGGUGCCAGUGAAGGAACUAUAAAUCAAGAAAUUCAGCGCUAUCAGCAACUGGAGUCGGUGGCUGUGAAUGAUAUCCGCCGAGACGUUCGUAAAAAGCUACGUAGAUCCAGUAUGAGGGCUGCCUCAUUGAAAGACAAAUGGGGUCUCAGCUACAAACCCAGCUAUAGCCGAUCUAAGAGUAUUUCAGCAUCAGGAAGACCACCUCUGAAGAGAAUGGACAGAACAAGCUCUCGACUAGGAGACAGUGAAGACCUCCCAGAUAUCCGUGUAGAUGCUGCAUCUCCUGGGCCAAGAGUAACUUUCAACAUACAGGAUUCUCCUGAAGAAGGACGCCGGGAUGACAGCUUAUCAUCAAGCAGUGAGGACUCUGAGAAGGAGGAUGACCAUGAAAGAGAGAGGACGCAUUUUUAUAGGAAACCACCGAGUACCUCUCGCAAGAAAGCAACAGGCUUCGCUGCCGUCCACCAACUGUUCACUGAGCGCUGGCCAACAACACCUACCAACAGAAGCGUGACUGGCACAACCACAGAGAGAAAUAUUGACUUUGAGCUUGAUAUCAGGGUUGAAAUUGAUUGUGGAAAAUGUGUACUGCACCCUACAAUGCUUCAGCAAGAACAUGAUGACAUUAGUUUACGAAGGAGUUAUGAUAGGAGUUCCAGAAGUUUGGAUCAAGAGUCUCCUUCAAAAAAGAAGAAAUUUCAAACUAAUUAUGCAUCUACUACUCACUUACUUGCUGGCAAGAAAGUGCCGUCAUCUCUACAGACAAAAUCUAGUGAUGUGGAAACAACUGUGUUUUAUAUUCCUGGGGUGGAUGUAAAGUUGCACUACAACUCUAAGACUUUAAAGACUGAAUCGCCAAAUACUUCUCGAGGAUCCUCUUUGCCAAGAACCCUUUCCAAAGAGUCCAAGCUGUAUGGUAUGAAAGAUACUGCCACAUCUCCUCCUUUAUCUAGCACUAUCCACAGCAAGACUAACACCUUACUUCCUCCCCAAACCCCACCCAUCCCAUCAGCCAAAGGAAAAGGAAGUGGUGGAGUGAAAACUGCUAAACUGUAUGCAUGGGUUGCACUCCAGUCGUUGCCGGAGGAAAUGGUGAUUAGUCCAUGCUUACUGGACUUCCUAGAGAAAGCUCUUGAAACCAUUCCCAUUACACCCAUCGAAAGGAAUUACACAGCUGUUAGUUCACAGGAUGAAGACAUGGGACAAUUUGAUAUACAAGAUCCCUUAGAAGAGUCCACAACGUCAUUAGUAUCGUCCUCGACAUCAGCAUAUUCAUCCUUCCCUGUAGAUGUGGUGGUUUAUGUACGAGUUCAGCCCUCUCAAAUCAAGUUCAGUUGCUUGCCCGUAUCAAGAGUUGAAUGUAUGCUGAAGUUGCCUUCCUUGGAUCUUGUUUUCUCUUCAAACCGAGGAGAACUGGAAACAUUAGGCACAACAUACCCAUCAGAAAGUUUGUCAAUCGGUGGCAAUACUUCACAGAGUGGCUCAAAGAAUUCAGUUAGUAAAUCUGGAGCACCAGGUUCAUCACCUGGACUAGGCAGCCCUCUUGGCAGAACACGGCACAGCAGCAGUCAGUCAGACUUGACUACUUCUAGUAGCAGCUCUUCCGGCCUGAGCUUUACCGCCUGCAUGUCCGACUUUUCCCUUUACGUGUUCCAUCCAUAUGGAGCUGGAAAACAGAAGUCUGCUGUUACCGUUCUAACCCCUGGAUCAGGAGCCUUAGGUAAUGUGGAUGAGGAACCAACUUCGGUCACUGGCCGGAAGGAUUCUUUGAGCAUUAACCUUGAGUUUGUGAAAGUCAGCCUGUCACGAAUAAGGCGUUCAGGAGGUUCCUCAUUUUUUGAGAGUCAGUCUGCGAGCAAAGCUACCAGCAAGAUAGAUACUACAUUGAUAAACAUAUCUGCUGUCUGUGAUAUAGGAUCUGCUUCUUUUAAAUACGAUAUGCGCCGACUGAGUGAGAUUCUAGCCUUUCCAAGGGCUUGGUACAGGAGAAGCAUUGCUAGGCGGCUUUUCCUAGGUGAUCAAACAAUAAAUCUGCCAGCAUCGGGUCCUGGAACACCUGAUUCAAUUGAAGGGGUAAGCCAGCAUCUUUCUCCUGAAUCGUCACGGAAAGCAUAUUGUAGGACAUGGGAGCAGCCCUGCCAGUCUGCUUCGUUUACACAUAUGGCACAGUCACCUAAUGUUUUUAGUGAACAUAACGCAAGCAGCAGUAUGUCACCUGGGACAGCAUCUCAUAGCUUAAAGUCUCCAGCUGUUACGAGAUCCAGGAGCGUGUCUGACUCUUCAGUGCCUCAGAGAGAUACUCUCUCAAAAACAUCAACUCCAUUUAAUAAGUCAAAUAAAGCUGGAAGCCAGCAAGGAACACCAUGGGAAACACUGGUUGUAUUUGCUAUGAACCUAAAACAAUUAAACGUUCAAAUGAAUAUGAGCAAUGUAAUGGGCAAUACUACGUGGACUACCAGUGGUUUGAAAAGCCAGGGUCGUCUAUCUGUGGGUAGUAGCAGAGAUCGGGAAAUUAGCAUGUCUGUUGGUUUGGGAAGAUCACAGUUGGACUCCAGAGGGGGAGUUGUUGGAGGUACCAUAGAUGUUAAUACCCUGGAGAUGGUGG
Phaethon lepturus (White-tailed tropicbird) is the source of this 3322-nucleotide messenger RNA. RefSeq lists its product as uncharacterized. The transcript has 22 exons. NCBI's taxonomy places the organism in Eukaryota, Metazoa, Chordata, Aves, Phaethontiformes, Phaethontidae. Gene Ontology annotation, biological process: synaptic vesicle endocytosis. The annotation marks the transcript as partial. The record is from RefSeq and is a predicted model, not a curated record.